CGCUGCAGUCGCUCGUCGAGACGCACACAGAGACUGCUCUCGUCGUCUCGUUUCGCAGUCUCAUCUGUCGCUUUUCAUUAUCAAUCUCUGGCCAAAAGAGGCGCCGUUCUUCCGCGCUCCAUUCAGUUCCGUGACGUUGUUGUUGUUUGCAGCGACCUGCAACCGCAUCCGCAACGCGACCCGUGACUUUGCUCAACGUUGUCUGCAAUUUCUUUUGACAAUUUGACAACAAAAUCAUAGACAAUUGUUUUGCUCGAGGAAUGCUCGUGGACCUCACUAAAAAUAGCCUCGAAUCUGAGCUAUAUUAAGUAUAUAUAUAUAUCCAUAUAUAUAUAUUUAGUAGUGUGUGUUAUGCUGUGUGUUGUCUGGGCCAAGUGGAAAACUUGUUAAAAAUAAAACAUAACGUCAAGUGAAAGCCUCAGAAACUGCCCAAGUGCAGAUUAGCAUAUGCAAAAAAUACAAAAAACCAAACAACAACAACAACAAACAAUAGCAACAGCGACAGUUAGCACAAUCUCCAGCGACAGCAACCACCGAGAGCAUCAAAUUCUGGAAUUUCAUUUGAUCUCAGGUGAACCACUUGACGAAGCAUAAGGAACUCUGUGGGAGUGUGUAGCAUGCUAGCCGCAGUCAUGGCAUCAGAUAUCAAUUGGGAUCCAGCGCUUUCGAGAUUGAUAACAACGUUAAAGGAAUCGGACAAUCUGUCCAAUGACCAGGAGAUUGACUUUCUCAAAGCUCUGCUGGAGUCCAAGGAACUUAAUGCCUUGGUUAACGUACACACAAAGGUGGCCAAGGUAGGUCGCGAUGAUCGACUAGCUCCUGUUUUGUCCUCCUCCGCCCAGGUGCUUUACGAGGUGCUCGAACAGCUCUCACAGCGCUGCCAUCUGAACGAUGAGUGCAAGGAGGCUUUCCAUCUGCUACAAGACUCCCAUGUGCAGCAUCUUCUAUUUGCCCACGAUGCCAUUGCCCAGAAGGACUUUUAUCCGCAUCUGCCGGAGGUGCCCAUCGAAAUGGACGAGGAUGAGGAGACCAUUAAAAUAGUGCAGCUCGUCAAGAGCAACGAGCCAUUGACAGGAGCACAAAGUGCGGAACCGAUUGUUGGCGCAACUAUAAAAACCGAUGAGGAGACGGGCAAGAUAAUCAUUGCUCGCAUUAUGCACGGCGGAGCUGCGGAUCGCUCGGGUCUGAUACACGUAGGCGACGAGGUCAUCGAGGUCAACAGCAUCAACGUGGAGGGCAAGACGCCGGGCGACGUGCUCACCAUUUUGCAAAACUCUGAGGGCACAAUUACCUUUAAGCUGGUGCCAGCGGACACCAAGGGCGCACAACGCGAGUCCAAGGUGCGUGUGCGUGCUCACUUUGACUACAAUCCGGAUGUGGAUCCGUAUAUACCCUGCAAGGAGGCGGGCCUCGCUUUCCAGCGUGGCGAUGUCCUGCACAUUGUGGCGCAGGACGAUGCCUACUGGUGGCAGGCGCGCAAGGAUCACGAACGCUCGGCACGCGCUGGUCUCAUACCUAGCAGAGCGCUCCAGGAGCGACGCAUUCUGCACGAACGCACCCAACGGGAGUCAAAUGACUUGGACUCGAAGCCGGGUUCAUGCGCCUCACUCUGCACCACCCCGCCGGGCUCGCCGCGCCUGCAGACGAGCAGCAGCAGCUCGUCCUGCCGUCAGCCAAAGACUAAAAAGAUCAUGUACGAUUUGACAGAGAACGAUGACUUUGAUCGCGAACUGAUUGCCACAUAUGAGGAGGUGGCCAAGCUGUAUCCUCGUCCUGGCAUCUUUCGUCCAGUCGUGCUCAUUGGUGCCCCUGGAGUUGGUCGUAAUGAAUUGAGGCGACGUCUUAUAGCUCGGGAUCCGGAGAAAUUCCGUAGUCCAGUCCCAUAUACCACUCGACCCAUGCGUAUUGGUGAAGUUCCUGGCAGGGAGUACAUCUUUGUGGCGCGCGAUAAAAUGGAUGCAGACAUCGAGGCGGGCAAAUUUGUGGAACACGGAGAGUACAAGGGACACCUCUAUGGCACUUCGGCAGAGAGUGUCAAGUCGAUUGUGAACGCCGGCUGCGUCUGUGUGAUCAGUCCGCAUUAUCAGGCCAUUAAGACGCUGCGCACGGCACAGCUGAAACCAUUCCUUGUGCACAUUAAGCCUCCAGAGUUGAGUGUGCUCAAGUCGACGCGAACCGAGGCGAGGGCCAAGUCCACGUUCGAUGAGGCGAAUGCGCGCAGCUUCACCGAUGAAGAGUUCGAGGAUAUGCUGAAAUCGGCGGAUCGCAUUGACUUCCUAUAUGGCCACUUCUUCGAUGUGGAGAUCGUCAAUGGGGAGCUGGUGAAUGCUUUCGAGCAACUUGUCCAGAAUGUGCAGCGACUCGAGAAUGAACCUCUGUGGGCGCCCUCGAUUUGGGUGCAGUAAAUUAAGGGAUCAAGGAUCACAGCAUGCCAUGCAUUUGUUGAACAAAGAAAAAACAAAACAAAGAAAAAGAAAA
Messenger RNA from Drosophila sulfurigaster albostrigata, 2478 nucleotides. It is a transcript of the gene metro, whose product is annotated as MAGUK p55 subfamily member 7. The record is from RefSeq and is a predicted model, not a curated record. Gene Ontology annotation, cellular component: plasma membrane; cell-cell junction. Gene Ontology annotation, molecular function: protein binding. Bases 618 to 2405 code for a protein of 595 amino acids. The transcript is spliced from 9 exons. NCBI's taxonomy places the organism in Eukaryota, Metazoa, Arthropoda, Insecta, Diptera, Drosophilidae.